Molecule: messenger RNA, 2063 nt
Organism: Toxoplasma gondii ME49
Lineage: Eukaryota; Apicomplexa; Conoidasida; Eucoccidiorida; Sarcocystidae
Exons: 4
Coding region: 341-838 (165 amino acids)
Source: RefSeq, a predicted model, not a curated record
AGUGUCGGAAAAUUUCAAUGGGUUUCCACGGAUGUGGCGUUCUGAGUAUUUCUGACGAGGGAGACAGUCAAAAGUGCACGUGAAAACCGGCGACUUUGAAGGCGGGUACCUCGAUCGCGUAGCUCCUUGUCUCUGAAUCCGGUCGGCUCUCCGAGGGUGAAUGGCAUUCUUUUCCCCCUCGUAGCGUUGUCAAGCCUACUUCAACGAAACCCUGUUUCGCAGAAGUGAACUUUGCGAGGAACGAGAGGCAAACAAAAUACCACUUCGGACCACCAGGCUGCUUUACUGGAGAGACCGUUGCCCUCGUGCUUCGCCCUUCGUCAAAGCUGGCUGUUCCAGGAUGUCGACUCUGACAGCAAACGGCGCAGGUGCUGCUUGUGCAACACCCGUUGAGUCUGCCGUAGGAUCUAACGCCAAUCAGGGUGGAGUUUCCCUGGAUUUGGCGACAGCUGCAGACAGCGCUCCCGCGAUGCCCCACGAAGAAGUUGGCCUCUCCAAGCGGAAGUCGCAGGUACACGAGCCGCUGAUCAAGGCCGAGGCGCAAGAAGACGACGUUUCUGUCCCUGUUGGAGAGCACUCAAAGAAGGAAGACAACGACAUUACCUGGGUGGUGCUCGCUCUGCUGGCCUCUUUCAUUUGCCCUCCCAUCGGCUGCCUCGCGUUUUGCCUCAACCUACGUUACCCUGAGGACUCUCGAAGAUACUACUGGGCUGUGCGAGCACUGGAAGUCGGGAGCUUGCUGUCGUUUGUGUAUUCCCUGGUGCUAGUCGCGCUUCUUUCCGACCUGAAGUUGGUUUACACGCAGAACGACGCAGCGUAUAUCGGAGUGGGGUACUGAAAAGAGCCCCCAGCUCUGUGCGUUCAAAGCCGGCCUUGAGGCUCUGGUGAUCGUGAAGAAGUUCGGCUGUCUCCUGCUGUUUUAGAUGGGCUGGUUUCGAACUGGUAGAGUGGAUGCUCGUUUACUGGGCGGCGACGGCUGUUUUCCCAAAGAGUGCCUUUCGCCACAAGAGCAACGUGGGCUUGACAGGGACCCGAUCUAACGGGCCCCGAAAGGUGGUGCGGAUUUCUUGCAUCACCGUUUUUUUAUGCCAAGUAAUUGCCAUGGGUACGUCGGGCUCUCCUCAAGGAGGCGUCGAAAUGCUAGCAAAAAGUGCCAAGCAAAAGUAGCGAACCAACAAAGUGCGGGCAUCCUUGAGAACCCAUUUGGGGAAAAAAUGAACAAAUCGGGUUCCGUGGGGGUGCCUUUUCUCAGUCUGGUGAGGCGCACGUUUCUGUGGCUGUGAAGACAGAAGAGAGCUCGUCCGCUGUCUGGGCUUUCGGCCGGUCAUCCUCUUUUUGUUGGCCCUGGUACUUCCCUUGGCUCCGGGGCACCGGCAAACAACUCUGAAAACGCAAGUUUACCGUUUCCAGUUCUUCGCUCCAGGCAAACUGUAGAGGGCUAGCCGAAAAAGUAGACGAUCAAUGUGCACUUGUGGACAUCUGUAGGUGCACAUGUUAUUUUCCGUUGUUUGGUGGGUGACAGAGGAAUUACUCUCUUGGCUGUUUAAGCGCUGCACGGGAGCAACGUGUGGGUGUGUUGAUUCGCAUGCAUGCAGUUGGGCCUUCUGGCCCCCCAGUGGCAAUGCAACCUCGAACGGGCUGUCGGGAAUUUGCCACGAGAGGUGGAAUGUCAGGGACUGGUAGGAAGUCAGUGAAAGGGUGAAGGGUUUGUGUGUGCGGUUCACGAAGCAAGACUGGGACGCGUACGGGGUAUUGUGGACACUUCAGUCCUAUUUGAGCAGCUUCCCAGUUUUUUGGUAUGAACCAAAAAGUAUACAGUUUUAAAAAAAGACAAAGGAAUCUAUCUGCCAUCACUGAUAGCGCAGGUUCAUUGUAUGUGUUGUGUCAGGAGUGGAGCUGCGUUAUGUGAAAUGCUGUCUCGUAGAACCCGAAGACGCAUGUAGCCCAGUUGCGCGUUGUUCUCAUCUAGCUCAAGACUUUCUUGUCGAAUGCACACUUUGGAGAUGCGGCGGAGCUGGUUCAUCGCAGAUGGUGCACGUACUUCCACUGAAAAUGAAGGCCUU